Raphanus sativus (radish) is the source of this 1428-nucleotide messenger RNA. Its product is annotated as protein STRICTOSIDINE SYNTHASE-LIKE 5. The transcript has 4 exons. Gene Ontology annotation, biological process: biosynthetic process. The record is from RefSeq and is a predicted model, not a curated record. Gene Ontology annotation, molecular function: strictosidine synthase activity. Lineage: Eukaryota; Viridiplantae; Streptophyta; Magnoliopsida; Brassicales; Brassicaceae.
UCAAAGCCCAUUAGAUACAAAACUAAUAAUGAUACAAAGAUUCGCCGAGUCAACGGUUGACAUCUGCAUACCAAACAUGGUUCAAACUUCAAAUCGUGGUACGUCUUUCAACUUAAAAAAGUUUGGAGUUGUUCACCAUCUUUCCACAAACCCUUUCUCGAUGCCUCUUCUCUUCUUCUCACGUCGUUUUCUCAUUUUCUCCACCGUUAUCCCCUUCCUAGCAUCCAUCGCUCUUUACCGGCUCGACACAUUCGACCCAUCUCCACUUCCCGCCGAUUCACUCGUCUACUCUACUACUUCCAUCCCUCCCCUUGUCAACGACAAACUUCUCACCGGCGCUGAGUUUAUCGGCGUCGGUCUUCUCAACAAGCCCGAGGAUAUCGCCUACGAUAGAGACUCAGGUCUUAUCUAUACUGGCUGUGUCGAUGGAUGGGUGAAACGAGUGAAGGCUCUUGAUUAAGCUAAUGACUCCGUCGUAGAGGACUGGGUCAAUACUGGCGGUAGACCACUUGGCCUCGCUUUUGGACUACAUGGAGAAGUCAUCGUCGCAGACGCAUACAAGGGGCUGUUGAACAUAAGCAAUGGCGGAAAGAAGACGGAGUUGUUGACGGAUGAAGCGGAAGGAGUGAGAUUUAAUCUCACCGAUGCAGUCGCCGUUGGAGAUAACGGCGUUUUGUAUUUCACAGAUGCUUCUUACAAGUACGGCUACAGUCAAUCAAGCUUUGACUUUUUGGAAGGCAAACCGCAUGGUCGACUCAUGAGCUUUGACCCGACAACAAGAACAACUCGUGUCCUUUUAAAAAAUCUUUACUUCGCUAAUGGCGUGUCUAUGUCUCCCGACCAAACUCAUCUGAUCUUUUGCGAAACUCCCAUAAGAAGAUGCAGCAAGUAUUACAUCAAUGAGGAGCGUGUGGAGGUAUUUAUUCAAAGCUUACCCGGUUAUCCGGAUAAUAUUCGGUACGAUGGAGAUGGACAUUACUGGAUCGCACUGCCGUAUACUGAUGGAGUAACAACGUUGCGGAAACUGUCGAUGAGGUAUCCACUCUUGAGGAAAGUCAUAGCCAUGGCGGCUAAGUGGGGCUUCAAUCUUAUGUUUGCGGAGGAUGCUGGCGUUUUACAGGUGGAUUUGGAUGGGAAGCCCAUUGCAUUAUACCAUGAUCGUAAAAUUACUCAUUUAACUACAGGAGUCAAGAUUGGGGAUUAUCUCUAUUGUGGGAGUCUCUUGCAUUCACGCAUACUCCGACUCCAUCUCCUAAAGUAUCCGGCACAGAAGAGCAUUUGAAACGUCAAUGCAAAAUAAACAAACUUUGUAUACAUCACUUUAGCUGUCACAUUUUUAAAAAAACUUACGGAGUCCUGAUAAUGUUAUGAUCAAGAUAUAAUGGCGUCUUUCUCUUUCUGAAUAAUAAACAUCAAGUUUAUGCAAAA